CUAAAAUCCUCAACCUUUCUUUCUCCUCACUCUUCCUCAUCUACUUGUCCUUUUCUCCUUGACUUCCCUCCUCUUCUCCCCGUCCUGCCUUGCCUUUUCUACUCACGACAACUGUGCCCUUCUCUACCCUGGCCAUUUUGUCAUUUCUUCCUUGAUCACUUUGCUCUACCGGAGCCAAUGUACAUUACUUUCCUAGCGUGUAUUAGUACGCCAAUUUGCUGCUAAUUGCUUAUUCCCGUCAAUUUUUUCAGACCACGUCGCAUCUUAUUCCCUUCCCUUCGUACAGUCCCUGUUCGCACCCACCUUCACGUGUAAUCUAUCCCUACUAAGCACCAUGGGUAUUGGGAGCAUCAUUUAUUUCACCUUUCACCCAUCAGAACUGAGGUCAAUCGUUCAAUGGAAAGUCUGGCAUAACCCGGUUCAUGAACGCAACGAGAAGGAGGAGACGGAGACACAAAAGGCGUGCUUCAAGUUCCUGGACUUGACAAGCCGGAGUUUCAGUGCUGUGAUCAAGGAACUACAUCCAGAGCUGCUACUGCCGGUUUGCGUCUUUUAUCUGGCACUCCGUGGACUGGAUACCAUCGAGGAUGACACCUCUAUCCCGCUUGAAACCAAGGAGCCUCUGCUGCGCAACUUCAAAGACUUCUUAGAACAAGAUGGUUGGACCUUUGAUGGAAACCGCCCUGAGGAGAAGGACCGUGAACUGCUGGUUCAGUUUCACAAUGUCAUUACCGAGUUCAAGAACAUGAAGCCCGCCUACCAAGUUAUCAUCAAGGACAUCACCGAAAAAAUGGGUAAUGGUAUGGCUGAUUAUGCACGCAAAGCUGCCACGGAGGACGCAAGUGUCAAGACGGUUGCGGAAUACGAUCUUUACUGCUAUUAUGUAGCUGGCUUGGUGGGAGAAGGUCUGACUCGCCUCUUUGUGGAAGCAGAGUUUGGCAACCCUGCCUUGAUGAAGCGUACCCGUCUCCCCAAGUCUAUGGGUCUCUUCCUCCAGAAGACCAACAUUAUCCGCGAUGUUCGUGAAGAUGAAACUGAUGGUCGGCGGUUUUGGCCCAAGUCUAUCUGGUCUAAGCACGUUGACAGCUUUGAGGAUCUUUUCAAACCUGAACACCGAGAAGCCGCUCUCAACUGCAACUCUGAGAUGGUUUUAAACGCAUUGGAACAUGUUGAGGAAUGCCUCUUCUACCUUGCCGGUCUGCGCGAGCAGAGUGUAUUCAACUUUUGUGCUAUUCCUCAGUCUAUGGCAAUUGCUACAUUGGAACUCUGUUUCCGCAACCCUGCCAUGUUGGAGCGGAACAUCAAGAUUACCAAGGGAGAUGCUUGUCAGCUCAUGACCGAGUCAACACAAAAUCUUCGUGUCCUCUGCGAUGUCUUCCGCCGCUAUGUUCGUAAGAUCCACAAGAAGAACACUCCUAAGGACCCCAACUUCCUCAAAAUAAGCAUUGUUUGCGGACAGAUCGAGAAAUUUAUCGAGACCAUUUUCCCUUCACAGGAUGCGGAAGCUGCUCAGCGCCGUGUUGCAGGCACGGUAACUGAGGCCGAGGCUGAGAAAGCUCGGCAGGAUGCCGAGACCCGCAAGGACGUCAUGUUCAUGAUGGGACUGAUGCUUGCUAUCUGUAUAGUAGUCUCCCUUAUUAUGAUUUUCACUGCUUGGAUGCUUGGUGCUCGCUUCGACCUCGCCUGGCAGGAGCUGAGGAACGGCAAUUUUGCCGCCACGAAACCUUCCGUGGAGCACAGCGAGCUUUAACCAACUUUUACGAUGCUGAUCUAAUUGCUAAUUAUACCCAUUCUCCGGUGGCUCAUGCCUCGAUGUCUUAUGAUAUGUAUGCAGAUAUACCUAUUACUAAUACUACUUCGCCUUAUCGUCGCUUGCCGUUCAUCGAGCAACUCCAACUCAAUUGGGCAAAUUUUGCUAGCACGGAUGUCAAAUUGCAAUCCAGCCUUUCUAUGACUGUGGUUGUGCCGAAGAAGUGCUGAUAUCAACCGGAUUUUAUCCAACCAGCGAUGUACUAGAUUUGUGUCCCACAGCUUAUGCUGAGAUGGCACACGUCCAUUGAAGACCUGAAACAUACCGUAAAUAUCCAGUAGUUUCAUACAUGAAUAUAUUCUGCAAUUUACUCUAUUUGUUCCAUUCCUUAGCAAGUUUAACAUAGUUGGCAGGUGCCACUGUUCAGUACAAGUGAUUACCAACGAUUAGAAAUGAUUUAAAUCCGCUUGCCUCAAUUGGCUAACUGUGU
Molecule: messenger RNA, 2240 nt
Organism: Aspergillus versicolor CBS 583.65
Lineage: Eukaryota; Fungi; Ascomycota; Eurotiomycetes; Eurotiales; Aspergillaceae
Gene: erg9
Product: bifunctional farnesyl-diphosphate farnesyltransferase/squalene synthase
Exons: 4
Coding region: 335-1750 (471 amino acids)
Biological process (GO): ergosterol biosynthetic process; farnesyl diphosphate metabolic process
Cellular component (GO): endoplasmic reticulum membrane
Molecular function (GO): squalene synthase [NAD(P)H] activity
Source: RefSeq, a predicted model, not a curated record